GUUAGGUCGUGAAGAUCAAGGCUUCCUAUUGGUUGCAGUUUGUUCGCUCGUUUCCCACCAAUAGAAGAAUACUAUGUUGCUAUACGCAGCAUCAAACAUGGCCGAUAGGUUAACACAGCUGCAAGACGCAGUUAAUUCGAUUGUGGUAAAUUCAGUUGAUUGGACAUGAUUUGGAAAGGCACACACCUGUCUAUAUAAGGUCCCACAGUUGACAGUUCAUGUCAGAGCACAAACCAAGCAUGAAGUCAAAGGAAUUGUCUGUAGACCUCCGAGACAGGAUUGUCUCGAUGAACAAGUCUGGGGAAGGUUACAGAAAAAUUUCUGCUGCUUUGAAGGUCCCAAUGAGCACAGUGGCCUCCAUCAUCCGUAAGUGGAAGAAGUUCAAAACCACCAGGACUCUUCCUAGAGCUGGCCGGCCAUCUAAACUGAGCGAUCAGAGGAGAAGGGCCUUAGUAAUGGGGGUGACCAAGAAUCCGAUGGCCACUCUGUCAGAGCUCCAGAUGUCCUCUGUGGAGAGAGGAGAACCUUCCAGAAGGACAACCAUAUCUGCAGCAUUCCACCAAUCAGGCCUGUAUGGUAGAGUGGCCAGACGGAAGCCACUCCUUAGUAAAAGGGACAUGGCAGCCCGCCUGGAGUUUGCCAAAAGGCACCUGAAGGACUCGCAGACCAUGAGAGAGAAAAUUCUCUGGUCUGAUGAGACAAAGAUUGAACUCUUUGGUUUGAAUGCCAGGCGUGAUGUUUGGAGGAAACCAGACACCGCUCAUCACCAGGCCAGUACCAUCCCUACAGUGAAGCAUGGUGGUGGCAGCAUCAUGCUGUGGGGAUGUUUUUCAGCGGCAGGGACUGGAAGACUAGUCAGGAUAAAGGGAAAGAUGACUGCAGCAAUGUACAGAGACAUCCUGAAUGAAAACCUGCUCCAGAGUGCUGUUGACCUCGGACUGGGGCGGCAGUUCAUCUUUCAGCAGGACAACGACCCCUAAGCACACAGCCAAGAUAUCAAAGGAGUGGCUUCAGGACAACUCUGUGAAUGUCCUUGAGUGGCCCGACCAGAGCCCAGACUUGAAUCCGAUGGAACAUCUCUGGAGAGAUCUUAAAAUAGCUGUGCACCAACGCUUCCCAUCCAACCUGAUGGAGCUUGAGGGGUGCUGCAAAGAGGAAUGGGUGAAACUGGCCAAGGAUAGGUGUGCCAAGCUUGUGGCAUCGUAUUCAAAAAGACUUGAGGCUGUAAUUGCUGCCAAAGGUGCAUUGACAAAGUAUUGAGCAAAGGCAAUGAAUACUUAUGUACAUGUGAUUCCUCAGUUUUUUAUUUUUAAUAAAUUUGCAAAAACCUCAAGUAAACUUUUUUUCACGUUGUCAUUAUGGGGUGUUGUGUGUAGAAUUCUGAGGGAAAAAAAAUGAAUUUAAUCCAUUUUGGAAUAAAUAAGGCUGUAACAUAACAAAAUGUGGAAAAAGUGAUGCGCUGUAUGUCCUAUAAUAUUGCUAAAUUUCUUAUGAAAUUACCAACUCCUGUAGUGGAGGCAUAAAUCUGACAGGUUUAAAAAAAAAAUAUAUAUAUAUAUAUAUAUAUAUAUCUGGAAUAGGGAUUGGGAUAACCUAGCUAUUUGCCAGCCAAACAGCAAGUGAGUGUUAUAGCCUAAAUGGCGUCUUUCUUGUGAGACUCGUUAUGUUCUUAUUGUGUUGAAGUGAUCUGCAACUAAAUGUACAUUUUUAUAAAUUUUUGUUAAUUUAUCCCAGAAAACGGCUCACCCAAAAUGGAGGGAUGAGAUAUUAAAAUGUUGCUGUACAAUGUUAAGGCAUGAGUGGACAUGCUGCAGUAAAACCCAGAAAUUAAAACCUGGUAUUUUUUUGUAGUAUAUGUGCACUUUUUCACUUGAGAUCUAAACAGAAGCAUUGAAUUCACUGUAUGGAAAGGUUU
This is a messenger RNA of Erpetoichthys calabaricus (reedfish), 1915 nucleotides long. It is a transcript of the gene med21, whose product is annotated as mediator complex subunit 21. Gene Ontology annotation, biological process: DNA transposition; regulation of transcription by RNA polymerase II; DNA integration. Gene Ontology annotation, molecular function: DNA binding; transcription coregulator activity. The record is from RefSeq and is a predicted model, not a curated record. Bases 219 to 980 code for a protein of 253 amino acids. Gene Ontology annotation, cellular component: mediator complex. Lineage: Eukaryota; Metazoa; Chordata; Cladistia; Polypteriformes; Polypteridae. The transcript has 2 exons.